UCUUGGAGACUCAAGUGGGUUCAGUUUAGCUCCGAUAGCCUUGGAUACUAUUGAUCAGAAAACUGAGAAGCUAGUUCCAGUAUGGAUGAGUUAAUUAGGUUUACGAAUAACUUAAAACCCAUUUCUCCGGAGUCACUGAAGAGCCUUUUCCCCGAAAAAGACCUUAAAAAUAUCCGGGAUCUGAAACAUUUUCCGGCCUUAUCUCAGAUCAGUCCUGGAUUCAUUCUAGAAUACAAACUGGAGAUCAGUCCUGGAUAUUCUCCGGAGUUCAAGGUAGAAUAUCCUCCCGGGAAUCCUGGUUUCAAUUCUAAGUUCCUAACCCCUAAACUCAAUCGUGAUAUCGUUCCAGCUAAAAGGUUGGAAAGUGCCUUUGGUUCAUCCUUAUCUCGGGUAUCUCCCGAUGCAAAGCCAAGCCUUGUGAUUAAGGAAGAGCCAAUAUCUGAGCCUUUAAAACCAAGAAGAAAGGGUUCCAGGUCUAAGGAUAUCCUGGAGACAGGCCAAGGGAAGAGAAGCUGCAGGAUAUGUGGAGAACAGGCAACGGGAACACAUUACAAAGUGCUGGCCUGUGAGGGAUGUAAGAGUUUCUGGAAGCGAACCAUACAACGUGGAGCUUCUCACCUGUAUAGGUGUAGAGCUGGAACCCUAGACUGUCCAGUAUAUACAGGCACCCGGAGCAGAUGCCAACAAUGCAGGUACCUAGCAUGUGUAAGAGCAGGGAUGGUGGCAGACCGUGUUAUGUCGGAUAAAGAACGGAAACUACGACAGAGACUGGUUGUGCAGAAGACGGAGAAACGGAAACGGGACGGAGAUAUCCCGUCUCCGCCAGAGCUGAAGACGGAGGGUAUAAUCCGCCUUCAUGAUCAAGAAACCUUGGUCAUGUUUCAUAUAAUUUACAACAAAGUAUUCGGGUUCACUCCCAAAGAUAAUUUCGGAGAGUAUAAAAACAGUUUGAUUUUCAUUCGUGAACUUUACAAACUCUUUAACAUUGAACAAGAGAGAGGUUUGGGUCAUAUUGAUCCUGCAGCUCAGAACCAGGUUUUCUUUAUGCGUCUAGCAUUCACUAGAGAUCUAAACCAGCUCCGGGUCUUCCCUCCACUACACAAGAUCUCCAAAUUUCUGCAGAGUAGGAGAUUUGGAAUAGUAGAGUUUGUUCAAUGUGUCAGUUUAGCGGUCACUCGGCCCCGCCUCUCCUGGCCAAACAAACGGAGGGGUCAACUCACAGCGGCUUGGAAAGCGGUAACAAGAGUGGUUGAAACUCAGUAUCCCACUGGAGAACCUACUCGGAACAUAGGGUUCGGAACCCUGAUUCAAUUCGUGCAUAUGAGUGCUUACAUCUCCAAUAUGUUGGAGAUAACCCAGGUUCUAAACUACCUCGGAGUGUCUCCAAGAUUGGCGUAGAGCAGAGAUUUAUCCGAUAUCUGUAAAACAUUUUAUUUAUCCUGUCUAGGAUUGAUCAUGCAGUAAAUACCACAGAAAUAUAGUUGAAUUUUUCUGUAUAAUAACGGAAAUUGUAAAUAAAAUAAUAUAAUUUAA
Messenger RNA from Eurytemora carolleeae, 1533 nucleotides. Its product is annotated as nuclear receptor subfamily 4 group A member 1. Gene Ontology annotation, molecular function: nuclear receptor activity; RNA polymerase II cis-regulatory region sequence-specific DNA binding; zinc ion binding. Gene Ontology annotation, biological process: hormone-mediated signaling pathway; negative regulation of transcription by RNA polymerase II; cell differentiation. NCBI's taxonomy places the organism in Eukaryota, Metazoa, Arthropoda, Copepoda, Calanoida, Temoridae. The record is from RefSeq and is a predicted model, not a curated record. The transcript is spliced from 5 exons. The coding region runs from base 82 to 1398 and encodes 438 amino acids.